Messenger RNA from Boleophthalmus pectinirostris (great blue-spotted mudskipper), 3882 nucleotides. RefSeq names its product ethanolamine kinase 2 (gene etnk2). The record is from RefSeq and is a predicted model, not a curated record. The coding region runs from base 231 to 1313 and encodes 360 amino acids. Gene Ontology annotation, biological process: phosphatidylethanolamine biosynthetic process. Gene Ontology annotation, cellular component: cytoplasm. NCBI's taxonomy places the organism in Eukaryota, Metazoa, Chordata, Actinopteri, Gobiiformes, Gobiidae. Gene Ontology annotation, molecular function: ethanolamine kinase activity. The transcript is spliced from 8 exons.
GCCAAGCAGGAGGAAGUGGACUCACUGCUCCAAGAAAACCGGUCACCAGCAUCCAAACCCUGGCAAUUUAUACGCACUUCUCCAUCGCCACAGCAGCCCACAGGACAAAUCUCACCACCGAUCCUCAACCUGCGCGUACAUUAUUCUACCUCUCACGUCUAGGCAGCGUGUUUAUGCGUCGAGCUCCAAAAAUAUCCGUGUACGACUUGGAGAUUAAGUGCUGAAUUAUAAUGGAGACGCAGAUCCAUGUGCCCGUAGGGUCUCCGGCAAUUAAGAAAAUACCGGUUUACGUGGACGAACAAAAUGUCACGGAAGGUGCAUUGAAGCUUAUAAAAGAGCUACGACCAGCGUGGGACCCAAGCGAUGUUAAAACCAAGCUCUUUAAGGAUGGCACUACAAACAAGCUGGUGGGCUGCUAUGUGGAUGAUAGUCCAGAGGAUGUGGUAUUGGUGAGAGUUUAUGGGAACAAGACAGAACUGAUUGUGGACAGAGAUAAUGAGCUCAAAAGCUUUCAGGUACUGCAUGCAAACGGUUGUGCUCCCCGACUCUACUGUACCUUUCAAAAUGGCAUCUGCUAUGAGUUUAUGGAGGGAGAUGCUCUGGGCACACAGGAUGUCAGAGACCCUUCACUCUGCAGACUUAUAGCCAGGGAGAUGGCUCGUAUUCACGCCAUCCAUGCACACAAUGGCUGCAUCCCCAAACCCAACCUGUGGAUCAAAAUGCGCCAGUACUUCUCUCUGGUGGCAACAGAGUUCACUGACCAGGCAUCUAAUAUCAGGAUCCAGCAGGAGGUCCCCAGUCAGGCUGUGCUGGAGCAGGAGAUGGCGUGGAUGAAAGAGCAUCUGUCCACACUGGGCUCCCCUGUGGUGCUGUGCCACAACGACAUCCUCUGCAAAAACAUUAUCUACAACAACAAAGAGGGUCAUGUUCGCUUUAUAGACUAUGAAUACUCCAGCUACAAUUAUCAGGCUUUCGACAUUGGCAACCACUUCAACGAAUUUGCAGGUAUGGCAGAACCUGACUUUGACCUCUACCCAAGCCGGGAAAUGCAGAUGGAAUGGCUCCGUGAGUACCUGCAGGCCUACAAGAUCUUCACCAAUAAGAGCGAGGAGGUCAGCCAGGCAGAACUGGAGACGCUUUAUGUACAGGUCAACAAGUUUGCUUUGGCAUCGCACUUCUUCUGGGGCUUUUGGGCUCUGAUCCAGGCCAAGUACUCAUCCAUAGACUUUGACUUUCUCGGGUAUGCGGUUCUACGUUUCAACCAGUAUUUCAAGACCAAACCAGGAGUGAUGGCACUUCAGGUCCCAGAAUAAAAAUAUCUAAAGUUAGACACUUUACUCUGACCGUCAGAGAUUGUAGUUGAACUUUAUGAUUUGGACCAACUUGGCAUUUCUUCUGCAAGUGCUACUAUUAAUUUCUGUUUCUGUAAGUCAGCUGCAAGUCAAAUUUUCAAACUUUUGAGUGCUUGUAUGGUUGAAUGUGUAUGUUUGAAUGCGUAUCAUCUAGUUUGCCUGGACCGAUCUGUCCUGCAUUUCCUCUUUGGGCAGCUUAACUGGGUGUAUGGCACCCUGACCCUUGUACUGUCCUAUCACUCAUGGCAGUCAGUGUGAGACCACAGACUUUCGUACUGUGUCCCAGGCUUUGACCAAAACCUGUGCAGACUCUUCUCUGUUUGGUUGCUUCCGUCUUGGGAAGUGUUAGGAUCUGCUGGUUUAUUGCAGUGAUUCUACUUCUAACACUUGUGUCUACUUAUUUGUUUAGUGCAAACCGCUGCUGCUAACAAAUGUGAAAUCUGAGCUUUUUAUUGUGCACUACAGUGAAAUUAUUGUCUACAGAGACAGGCAUGGGUAAAGAAAUCACUAUCUUUAGUAGGGCUGGGUACCUUUUACAUUUUUAUAGGUACCACUACUUGAAUAAUACCUGUUUUUUGGUACCAGAACCUCAACUCUACUUUUUUCAGUAGCUUUUCCUGUAUUGUUCAUUUGAUGAUGAAGCAGGUACUGUUGAUCCUAAUGAACAUUACACUGCUUUUAAAUAUAGCCAACUCUAAAUAAGAUUGCCUGUUGCUCUUGUUAGAUACACUUUGCAGUAGUUUGCUCCAUGCAUUUUAUCUGUUCACAUGAACCUCUGGCCUUUCAGUCAAACUCCUGAAACAUACACAUCAUAUACAUCACCUAUAAAAAAUUUUUGUUAGUUAGUCUUCAUCAUUUCAGAUAGUAGCGUUCAUCUUUCAGAUGUAGAGAAGCACACUGAGGCAAGUUAAGUCACUGCUGUGUUAUAACAGCUAGUGACAGCAUUUGUGUUCUAAUUUGUGUAUAGAGAAAUUUGAGACAUAAUAGCACCUCACUCAGUGAUUCUUGUUUCUACUGAGUCGGGCUGAACAGCUUGACUCUUAUGGCCAUUUCUGCAUGGACCUUUUCCGCCUACUUGACUUUUAUAGUCACAAAUGCUUGGAUAACUUUUCCACUAAAAGUUUGAGCUUUUGAAAAAUUCCAACCUUCCUCACAUCUGCCACUGUACUGCCCACAGACAUGUCCAUUUAUUGAUACAGAUGAAUUGUUGUGCAUGUGAGCAACUACAUAUAAAAUACAUAUUUCAUAAAAACAAAUGAUGUAUAGAUCCUGUUAGUGUACUACUUUACUAAAUCAGGGAGUAUGUCAUAAAGAAAGUUGUUAGAAAUAUCCCUAAACCACAUAUGAUGAUCUGUUCAUUGGUCAGUUUGUGUGUUACCUGCAGGGGGUGUUACUGAGCUCUCAGCUUUGUCUUUCCUUGCUGGUCUCAAGUAACGGGACAUCUAAAUAAUUGACAUGUUUCAGGCUGACUCACUGACUGACAUUAGUAGCUACAGUAGUUUUCAGCCUGGCUCGUAAAGGUUCACUUAACCUGAAAAUAACUUUCACCAAGUGGGGUCACUAGUGAUACACAGUCAGUUGUGUAUUUUGUUUAAAAAAGCUUUUGGUGCUUUAUAGAAUACAUUGGCAAGAGUAGGAUGGAUUAUCACAAUAACAGCAACUAAAUGUAAAGACUUCCAUAUGGACAAAGGAACAUACAUUAGCAGCUAAUUUUACUGGUCUAAAAAGUUUAUUCUCUAAUGAUCUGUUGCAAUCUGAUUCUCAAGUUUGCUUUCUCUUUGCACUGACAAUGACGAUAUUUCAAGUGUGAGAAUCAGUCUCCACUUGUUUACAUGGAGAUGAUUUUGCUUUGCCUGGAAUGUUCCACAGUAUAGCAAUACAUUUCUGCAUCUUAAAUUGCAGGGGUUUUUAUGGUCUUAGCGUCAACUAGUUGAUUCCAUGGAAAAAGACAAUUUACUGUGGAACAUUUUCAUCAAAGAAGUUAAUAACUCCAUAGAGACAAGCAGGUGGGACCGUCCACCAGAAAAGUUAAAGUGCAUCUUUUGAAUGAAGAGGGUGAAUUUGUGAAGACCAAAACAAAAUGAAGUUAAUGAAAAAAAAAAUUAUGAGACCAAUAGAGAGAUUGUAGUUGCUUUAAAGUAACAUUGCGUUCUUGUAGCUGGACUCAAGUUCCAUACAAGCCAUUGAAGUGUGUCUACUUGAAAAAUUCUUUAUUUAUUGUGACUUCAACUUAUUGUCUGAAUGCCUAUGAAUAGUUUGCUUUGCAGUUAAAAUAUUUUUGUUUGAGAAUGUACUAACUUAAUUAUGAGACACUGUAUACAUAAUUGUUUUUAAUGCUGAUCAUUUUGUAAUGCUUUGACUAAGCUGAGCUGUGAGGGCAUGUACCUGAGUCGGACUGGGGGAGAUAGACCAUGUAAAUACUGUAAGAUUACUGUGAAGAGAACUCUGUGCAGUGGGCCCUUACACCUCUGUAGGAGUCAAACUAGACAUAUUUAACAGCUGUCAGUAAAUAUUUGCAUAAAGUAUGAAA